Molecule: messenger RNA, 1001 nt
Organism: Botrytis deweyae
Lineage: Eukaryota; Fungi; Ascomycota; Leotiomycetes; Helotiales; Sclerotiniaceae
Exons: 4
Coding region: 270-1001 (243 amino acids)
Source: RefSeq, a predicted model, not a curated record
ACAUAUUCACUCCUCAAUUCUCCAAUAAUUUAAAAUCUACCCCGCACCAAAGCCAUAAUAAUUUCUUUCUUCAUUUUAAUCAAGACUUGAUCAUUCUAAUAUUUUCUUGCUUCACUCGUGGAUAUCACCUCACCUCACUUACCUACCUAUCAAUUCCAUUCUUUAAGAGGAUCAAGAAUCAAGAAUCAAGAAUCAAGAAUUCCCCGACUACGUUUCUCUCCCUCUAAAAAAAUCAACCAACAACCAACAAUCAAUCACCUCAACUCAACAUGCCUUGUCAUUGGCAACCUCGUGGAGAAAGACGAUGUAAUGGACCCAAAGAACCUGGAACCAUUUUCUGCGAUGAACAUUUAUGUCACAAUGAAAAAUGUCCCGAGCCAAUCCUCAGUUACGAUACAUGGUGGUGUGAAAAACACUCCCCCUGCCCCAUCAAAUCCUGCACCACCCCCCGCUACCACUCCACCGGCACCUGCCGCACGCACGCCUGCCAAUCCGCCAAAUGUCCCUUUGUACAAUACCUCCCGUCCUCCUACUGCAGCGGACACAAAUGCCACGUGGACAAUUGUCUACGCAUGCGCACGCCCACGAAUCGUUUUUGCGAUCGCCACGAGUGUGCCAAGGCAGACUGUUGGAAGUUGAAGGAGAUGGUGGGGGGGACCGUGUAUUGUGCUGCGCAUACGUGUCGGACGCCGGGGUGUUUGGAGGGGAAGGAGGGGGAGGAGGUGGAAAUUGGUGGGAGGGGGAGGGGGAUAAUUGGUGGGGGCAAGGGGUUGGAGGAAUGUAGGGGAUUUUUUGAUGAUGAUGAUGAUGAUGAUGAUGAUGAUGAUGAUGAUGAUGAUGAUGAUGAUGAUGAUGAUGAUGAUGAUGAUGAUGAUGAUGAUGAUGAUGAUGAUGAUGAUGAUGAUGAUGAUGAUGAUGAUGAUGUGAAUUGGGGAUUGGAUUGGAUUGGAUUGGAUAGAAUUGGGAUUUAUUACCUUUAUAAAGGCGAUAUACAUAUUUGA